AUGUCUCUGCGAACAGCUAGAUCUUUAACAAUAGUAAUAAAACUUGGUACUUCGUCAAUAUGUGACGAGACAACGCAUUUGCCAUUAUUAUCGAAUUUAUCGUUAGUAGUUGAAACAAUAGUGAAAUUACGCUCCUUAGGACAUAAGGUAGUGUUGGUUUCAAGUGGUGCUAUUGGAGUUGGUUUAAGAAGAUUAGAAAUGGAUAAAAAACCAAAAAAAUUAUCCGCCGUCCAGACGGAUUGGACGGGUGGGUUUAUAUUAAUUUUGAUUUAUUAA
Molecule: messenger RNA, 276 nt
Organism: Entrophospora sp. SA101
Lineage: Eukaryota; Fungi; Glomeromycota; Glomeromycetes; Entrophosporales; Entrophosporaceae
Source: the annotation of a GenBank genome assembly